Lytechinus pictus (painted urchin) is the source of this 8413-nucleotide messenger RNA. Its product is annotated as cytoplasmic dynein 1 light intermediate chain 1-like. Gene Ontology annotation, molecular function: dynein heavy chain binding. The transcript is spliced from 12 exons. Gene Ontology annotation, cellular component: centrosome; cytoplasmic dynein complex. NCBI's taxonomy places the organism in Eukaryota, Metazoa, Echinodermata, Echinoidea, Temnopleuroida, Toxopneustidae. The record is from RefSeq and is a predicted model, not a curated record. The coding region runs from base 40 to 1509 and encodes 489 amino acids. Gene Ontology annotation, biological process: microtubule cytoskeleton organization; microtubule-based movement.
CGUCACGAUCACAGGAGAUUAGCUAGAUCUCCAUUGAGCAUGCGUCUCCACUCUUCCAACAUGGCGCCUAUUGGAAAGAAGUCUGCGAAGGCAUCGUCAGCGGAAAGGGAGAAUGACGAGGAUGAAUCUCAAAAUUUAUGGACAUCCAUAUUGAGCGAAGUUUCUUCACACUCCAGCUCGAAGUUGCCGUCAUGCAAGUCCAUAUUGGUGUUGGGUGAAGAUGAGACGGGAAAAACGACCUUGUUAUCCAGAUUACAAGGAGUUGAGGACCCCAAGAAAGGCUAUGGGUUGGAAUAUCUUUAUCUUGAUGUCAGGGAUGAAGACAGAGAUGACACAACAAGAUGUGGUGUAUGGAUAUUAGCAGGAGAAAAUGAACAUGAAGACUUACUACGGUAUGCCCUAACUGCAGAAAACCUAGAGCAUACACUUGUUAUUAUUGCAGUAGACAUGAGUAGACCGUGGAAUAUCAUGGACUCACUACAGAAGUGGACACAGGUUAUCAGAAGGCAUGUUGACUCGCUCAGAAUCCCACCAGAAAAAUUAAGAGAACUUGAACAAAGAUUGGUACAACAAUUCCAAGCAUAUACAGAGCCAGAGACGGGUAACGAUCCCUCCGUUUCGAGGAGAACGUCCGGCGUCACCAAACCCACGGGGACGGAGGACGAAGAGGUUGUAGUGCUUCCUCUAGGAGAAACCACACUCACACAUAAUUUAGGCGUUCCAAUUGUAGUCGUUGUGACCAAGUCUGACUACGUCAGCACAUUGGAGAAAGAUCAAGACUACAGCGAUGAACAUUUAGAUUUCUUACAACAGAACGUCCGGAAAUUAUGUCUAAAUUAUGGUGCAGCUUUAUUUUAUGUAUCUGUGAAAGAGAACAAGAACUGUGAUCUGUUGAACAGAUAUCUUCUACAUAGGUUAUACGACUUCCCAUUCAACUCGACGGCACUGGUGGUGGAGAAGGACGCCCUGUUUGUGCCUUCAGGGUGGGAUAAUCUACAGAAAAUAAGUAUAUUAUACGAGAACAUGGCCAACAUAGAUCCAGAGAAGCAGUUUGAUGAAGUCAUCAUCAAGCCAGUUGUCCGGAGGUUGUUACAAGAUAACAAAGAGGUUGUCGCAGAGGACGAGCAGGUAUUCUUAAUGAAGCAACAAGCGACCAUUAGGAAUGCAGCACAAGGCAAACCAGGGGAAGCUUCCCCAAGGGCGCAAGACACAAGACCAAUGAGAACACCAGAAAAGAGAAAUCCAUCUAACGUCCCUGCUGCAUCGCCAAUUACAGCACAAGGAAAACCAAAAAUCGAUCCUGGCAAACCAGGUUCUGCCAAUGAAGGUGUGCUAGCAAACUUCUUCAACAGUCUACUUAGCAAGAAGAGCGUCAGCUCCCCAUCGCCUGGUGGCCCAAGAACAGGUGGUGAGAAGGCAGUCCGGAAUGAUGCAGCCGCAGAGCUUCACCGAAUGACAAAAGGUAACAAGCCGGUAGCAGGGACAGCACCAAGCUCAGAUGUCUCGUAAGGCUUAGAAAAGUAUCAUAUUACUGUCAACUCGUCUAUGAAAAAAAAAGACAUUAUAUCUUCUCUCAUGCAUCCAUUGAGGGCUAUUCCUAUCGUAGUAAAUAUAUUAUGAAGUCUACACUUGGCACAGAAGGCGACGUUCUUCGCAGCAAUGGCUCGAUUCUGUCCUUUAGCCAAUGGCAAGGAUUUGCAGAGCAGCUUGAUGGUGUGUGGACUGCACUUCGUAUUGGGUGUGUCUUCGGUAAAGAGGUAGCAAGCUCUGCUAAGAGUCCAGAGAACGUCUUACUGUAUAAUUGCAUCUCUUCAUCCUUGACAUGUUUCUGUGAGCAGGAUGGUAAGCGUUUAUUGUCAUAGUGUAUGGCUGCUGUAGGUGUGUCUGAGGGCUUGUGGUCUGAUGCAAGUCAUCUGCAGCAUUGCCAAGCCAAUGCAUGCUUGCAGGGCAUUAUUCCCUAAUAGGUGAAGCUAAAACGAUGUCAAACUGCUGUUGUAAAAAUUUGAGGAUAAUAUUUUAGGUAUGCUCUACGUUCUAUUGGUCAGUGAAAAACAUUUAGAAAGGGAGAGAGAGAGAUCGAAAGUGAGAUAGGGAGGGGUGGGGGACUUAUGGCAUGCUCUCUCUCUUUUCAUCUCUAGCUAGAGAUGCACAGUUAUACCUUCAUAGAAUCUUGUCAGAAAAAUGGUAUGAUCGUUCUCUUGUAAUGUCAGCAUUGUGCGACCUCAUGCUAAGAUAUGAAGUCAGUCUUACCCACCAUGCAUUUUGAAUGUCUCUCAUCUUUACUACUUGCACUGAAUUACUUCAGCCGACUUCCAAAUCGCAAGAGCAUCAUUAAGAUACAUGCUGUAAGCUGCAACAGUUCCUUUGAAUGUAACCUACUGAUGUGUCUGAAAUGGAAGUAUAAAUUGCAAAGCUACGGGAUUUUCCGUCUUGCUGUAAGAACAGAUUUAGAAAUCUUGGAGUAAGUUUGUUCUUGUCUGGUAGUACAUAUGUAAGUCCACUCUAAGCCUAGAAUGUAAAAGUCUUGCAAAUGAAAGAGUAAUGUAUUUUAAGGUAAAAUAAAUUGAUGAACAAGAAUCUUAAAAUGUGCAUGAGGAAGGUAGUUUUUCAGGGCCUUCCAUAGUUAUUUUGGUAUCUCCAUCCAUCAAGAGUGGUCUUGGUAAUUCAAAAGAACAAUAUUUUUCAGUAGCUAACAGAUUCAAAUAUAUUGAUGUUUGCUCGAGAAUCCUCUUUCCAUCUCAAGCAAAGUAUGUAGCAGUCCCACAUCUUCAUAUGAUCAAAUUGCAAAGACCUCAUCAAAGAUUAGGGAGGAGGAUUAUAUCCAAUACAUUUGUUUUUUAAGAGAGGAUUUCUUUUCUGUGGGCCUCAUUCAAAUUUGGUUCAACAAAGCUAUGUGAAGAAGUGGUGAUAAAUAUGCAGUACAUGAAACAGAGAAAAGUGCAGGAAGUUGUCAGGACCCCAUUUCAUAAAAAGUUGGUAUGAUAGCAACCCUUGUUUGAAUAUCACCUUUCAUUGGAAGAACCAAUCAAAAAGCUGAAUUUUCACUGUUGUCAUGGGAGCUAACACUUCAACAAGAUUUUAUAAAAAGUUGCUAUCAUAGCAACUUUUUAUACAAUGGGCCCUGUUGUAAUAUGACAUGUCAUAUUGCAUGAUGGAAUGAGUUAUUCUGCAAUAACGUUUGACAAAGUAUUUGGCACUUACAUAUUGUAAGUAUUGUUCAAUUUUCUGGAGCCCUGCAAUAAGAAAAAAAAAUUCUCUCUUCAAGAUUUGGUUGAUGGCUCAUAUCCCAUUGACUGCACACAAAAUAUUACUGAUCGUUGAUGCACCGUAUUUGAAUGAGCCAUUAAUGUAUAUAAUUUUAUGAGAUAAAAGAUAUUCAGGUCUGUAAGGGUAUGAUAUAAAUGUAAGAAACCUUACUAGUACUUAAUAUUAUUAUGAACGUCCUACUUUCGAAAGACUACAUAGGAUGCCAAAUAUUCUUGAAUUAUUUCAAGAGCGUAAACUAUCAGUUUAUUGGUUAUGAAAAAAUGAUAAGCAGCCAGAUUUUUGACAUUAUUUUUCUUUAUUACUUCAAGACAAAAAGUCUUUCAAAAAAAUGAGAAGAUAUUACUCUUCGUCUUUGUGACUGUUAUUCUUGCCAUUUUGAAAAUUUUAGAUAAAAACGGUUUUUGAAAGCAAAUUGAAAGAUAGAAAAUUGAAAAUAUAGGAUCAGUAGAGAUCCUUGAAAGAUAAAUGAAUUGGUUUUCCAAGAGCAGACUGGAUUUUUUUUGUUGGCAUCGUUUUCCAUGUUUAUAUGAAUAUUUAUGAUUUGAUUCCUUUUACAAAAUUGAAAAGACUGGGGUGUGUUGCAAAGAGUCAACAUUGACUGACAGUCAAUAGACUAUGCCAAUACGUAGGGGAAGGCGGUGUAAGUUGUGACACUUUUUGCAUUUUGAAUGAAUAAUAAUCUUGUAGAAAUAAGUACCUUGCCUUUGAAUUUAAUUCUUAGGAAAUAAUUUUCACCUAUAAAUAUCUUUCUAUCCCCACGCUGAAAGUCAUUGUCACCUUUGAAAAAAACCGAUGUCAAAUGGCUCAACUUACCCCAUCUGUGGGGUAAGUUGUGCCACCUUCUGGAGUAAGUUGAGCCACAAAAAUAUGUACAAAAUGUAUGCGGAAAGAACCAGCAUGUCAAAUUUUUAUUUAAAGUCUUUUCACUUGCUAAUUUUCUAUAAAUACUAACAUCCUCUAAAAGUAAAAGAACUGUUAUGUGAAUUUGCUCCAUUCUGCCUGCAUAUCAAUGACUUUUUAAGUUUUUUUUUUUCAUUAUACAUUUCCAUAAGAAUUACCAUGGCUCAACUUGCCCCAUGUUGGCUGGCUCAAAUUACCCCAGUCCGAACUUAUGCGAUAUUUUCACAUCCACACAUUUCUUAUGCAUCCACCAUGUAAAAGACUAUGACAAGAAUGAUAAUCCAUACCUGGGCUAACAAUAUUGUUCGUAUUUCUUUAUUAUAUUCAAAGCCGUGUGCGGGUAAAAAGCACUGAUCUAGUUCACACCCUUUUUUACUUUUUUGGCUGAAAUUUGUAUUGUUCCCUCUAAAAAAGUACUUUUUGUUUCAAAGUUGAAAACUAUGUGGUGGGGUUAAGGGUUAUGUAAUGGGUCAUCAGUACAUGACACCACCACAAUGUCUGACUCAUUCAUUAUUGGCCUGGGGAUGGUGGCUCAACUUGCCCCUAUGCUCAACUUACCCCGCCUUCCCCUAUACAUGUUCAAUAUCAUUGAUGAUUAUGCGGUAGUGCGCUUCCUCUGUGCGUGAUCUGACCAGUACAGUAGUGCAUGAUAUAUCACAAACAACUGGAAAUUUAAGUACAACUGUUAGACUUAAAUCUCUGCGAAACACCCUCGUUAUAAAUUCUGUGCAAGAAUGAAUUUAGAUUUUCAUAAGGGAGAGUAAUGUCUCUUUUGUGAAUAAUGGAUUUCAAAGAAGAACCCGUGUGAUUUAUUUCUAACAAGGUGUGUUGUUUUGCUGAUGUUAGCUGAAAAAUGAAUUUAGAAUUUAUUUUGUUAGCUUUAUGAGUGGUGGAAAUCGGGUAUCUUGAACAGUAAAUCCUAUUGCUUAGGUUUCUCUGAUUAUGUAUGAUGUUUGUAAAUUUUUCCUUUCUCAAUUUGAGCUCUAUUCCAUUAAUAACAUGUAAGAAAGAAAUUGAACUCUAACGAUAUGAAUCGAAAUAUUGUGUAAUUACAUUGAUGUUAGUUUCGUAUUGUUUCACAGAAAACACCAACUUCACUCUUGAAUUACUUCGUCAAUUGUUUUUUGCAUGUUUCCAUUUCAAAUUACCUGCUACAGUAGAUAGUGCCCUUGUGUUUGAUUCCUAUGUAUAAUCUGCAAACCUAGUCAUGAUGUAUACAUUUUGCUUUAUCUAUUUCUGCAAUGAGUGCAAUUGUAGAGUAGAUAUUUUGCCCUAUUUUUCAUAAGGUGAUGAUGUAUUAGGCUAGUUUAUUCAACACUUAAAUAAAGUUUAUGCAUGUAGUAUUAUUAAUUACAGGAAUAAUGUUCGCUUCAUAAAUUCUUAUUUUAGCAGUAAAACCUCAUGGAAUGUAGAAUUUAUUGUCUGUCACUCCAUGAUAAAUCAAGGCUUGACCAAUUGUCCCGGGGGAGCAUUUCAUGGAACCCCAAACAUCAUGGUCAUCUGUUAAAGGCUACUGAAAUGCUUGCAUCUGAUUGGCUGAGUUUGAAUUUGUCAGUGAAAAUCACUGACAAGAUUCUUUAUGAAACACUCCCCUGAACUAAAAAAAAAAAUGUAUUUGUGAUCAGAGACUUUUGAUAUUUUACCAAGCAAAACUAGUAAGGGAAAUGUUAUUUUGGUGUACAUGAAAUAGGAAGUUGAAUCAAGUAAAAGUUUUAUGAUUUUCAGAUUAUUAUUUUGGUAACAUUUCAAAUUGCCUAGCAAGCGAGCUCUGCCAUUUUCUUUGUCAAUCGUCAAAAUAAGUAAGUAAGUAAUGUGUCAACUUGUGAAUCUGUGAAUGCUCAUAGUUGAAACACAUGAGAGCUAGAUCUUCAACAUAAUUAACGUAUCAGAUAUCUGAGCUGGUCAUUUACAAAACUGUAUUGCCCUAGAUUUCAUGAAUACCAGGAAGGGAUAGGUACAUUAUUUGUAUAUUUCUCUGUCUCUCUGCGCAUACUGACUUUGCACGCAGAGACGACGCAAAAUAUACCUUUGUAUUUUCCACGGCUUCACUACCAGGCAUCUGAGGAUGCGUAGAAAGAGAUAUGUGCCAUUGAUCUGCGCAGCAAGAUGAACAAUGCUGGAUACCGCGUCCCCAGGCCAGGAACACGACAUUCAAGUAUGUCACAAUGUUAAAGCUCAGAGGCCCUGCUCAACGUGACUAAAUAGAAUCCAAUUUUCAAAGAGUAAUAGAAAUAUCUCAAUUUUCAUGAUUUUGCUCUGCAUAUCUGAUUUGGAUUAUAAUAAAAAUAUUGACAAGGGCCAGUAUGAUUCUAUUCGGGCCAAUAUAUUUGAUGUUCCCAUCAAGGCCAGUCAAUAUUAUAUAAGCAUUUUCAAUCUGUAAUAAGACUAUGUGUAUUUAUUUCUUUCCAAAAAAUUGGCAAUUAUUUUUUUUGAGAGUGUGUAUUUGAAGUCAUAUUUAAUUACAUUCUUUUUUUUAGGAAAAAGAAUUGAAAGAAUUUAUUUUAGUUGGGUGUCUUUUCCUAAUGGUUUUGCAAUUCGAUGUGUAAACUGUAAUAUACUUAUUUAUUUUGUACAUGAUGUAGAAUCAAUUCAUAUAUAAUUCUAAAUCUUUUUAGAUAUAUUUGUUUACUUCACUGUAAUUCUUUUAUUUUUUUUCAUUUUUGUUUAUCACACAUGUGAGCCUUCCAGAAACAGUUUGUAUGGGAAUGAACUGGGUCCCGUAACACAAAGGUUAGCGAUUGAUCGUAUGCUUGAUUUUCAUGAUUGAUUUUACAUUGUAGUCAAUGGAAUCAAUCGUAGAAAAAUGUUCUACGAUCAUUGCUAAGUUUUGUGUUACAGGCCCCUGGUCAAGCAAUAUACUUACCAUGAUUAGGUUUACCUUAUCCAUCGAGUGUCAACAUCCCUGCAUUAAAAUAAAAAAUGCACUUUGGGCAAACACGAAGAAAGGGAAAACUUUCUAAGUAUAGCCAGGUAGCUGGAUUCAGUGCCAUAUAGUUAGAGAGUACGGUUAAUUACCCCCUAUGGAGUUAAUUCUGUUGUGUCCCUGCUAGAAAAAUUAGUUUACUAUUUGUAGGCCAAGACUCCAUCUAAUCUAAUAAGCCUUUUUGCAGUAGUAACUGUGCAUGAGCGGAAAAAGGUCCUUUGAGAUAAACCAUCUAAGCGGUCUUCAAAUUCACUGACAUGCAUGUAAGCAUCUAUGAUCUGAUGACUAUUCAUGUUUUCCUUUUUAAAAUAUUCUUUUCAUCACAUCCAUGCUGAAGAGUAACAAAGUGUUCAUAAUCAUGGCUAUUGACAGUAGCCUGAACAAUAGUCAGUGUGCCAAAAUGGGACAAUACAACAAACGCUUUCCAAACUUGAUUGCUGAUAAUGUACUCUUCUUGCUAUCUUGUCUAUGCCAUGCCUUUAUAAGAAUUUGAAUGCUUUACUGGGAAAUCUUAUACAACACUGUCAGUUAAAAGUGUUAGUGCUCUUCCUACAUGAAAUUAAUGCAAAACGGCAAAGGUCAUUUGAGAAAAGCUUACCAUAAACUAACUGAAUUGACUUAUUAUUAUGGCACUGACUGAUCCAUCAGUAGACUGCCCUCUCUUGUUAAUCAUGUGAAUAAUGUAAGCUGAAAAGAUUGUUAGGCUGUGUAAGGGGUUCAUGGUUCCCUCAUAACAAAUAUUCACUGUGUGAUAAUAUGCAAAGAGCAAGAAGUGCAUUCUUGGGAUUGUUUCUAAAAACAGUUCUGAAAGUCACGUAAAACUAUACAAUGGCAAUCCAAAUUUCAUUUAAUCUUUUUUUUAAUUGCAUUAAUCUAAACUGAAAAAAGGACAUGAUCAUGUUGAUUAAGUAUCCAUUCAUUUUUAUGCAAAGUGUGUUUUCAAAUAAGUUAAUUGUGAUUGUAAAAGAUACAGUGUCACUCUCACGAUGCAUCAAGAAUUUCUCAACCAUCUCAUUUGGCACUUCAUAUUCCCUUCACUUAAUAAGGCAUUGUGUAACUUUAUGCACAGUUUUUAUGAAUCUCUGUUUUUGAGAUUUCAAGCAAAAGCCUAGAAAUUCUCUUAGAAAUUAGCAUGCAGGCCAUAGAUACCUGUGUGUAUGCAAAAAAAAAUAUAUAUAUACUAACACCAACAAAAACUAAGCCUAAGAUGAGAACAAAUACUCAUCCCUAACAGACAUUUGCACUUUCUCAUUGACUAUGAAGUUGACUAUAUUAUAUGAUUUUGUCAUCAUGCCUUUUAGAUCGACUCAAGACCUCCUUUUG